AUGUGCUCGCAAGCCCUGUGCCCUCAGCCUCUCUCGCACCUCCAAGACAACUUCGAGCAGCUCUCCGUGUCCUCCAGCACCGACGACGAUCCCUCCGAGUCGCUCAUCGACCAGCUCUCAAGCCCCCUCGCGUCCCCUCGGAGCAAGAUGAGCGUAGACGACACGUCUGCACAGGACUGCGGAGCUCCUCGACGAGAUCAGCAGCGGAAGGGUGGGAGAGGACCGGCCGGCACGAUCGGUCCAUGCCGAGCGAAGCAGCUUGAGAGCUUAGAGCAUUGCAUCAAGCUUCUGAGCGCUGAAAAUCGUCCUUGGAUAAGAAGCUCGACAGGAGAAUGGAUGAGGCUGUGA
Molecule: messenger RNA, 348 nt
Organism: Guillardia theta CCMP2712
Lineage: Eukaryota; Cryptophyceae; Pyrenomonadales; Geminigeraceae
Exons: 1
Coding region: 1-348 (115 amino acids)
Source: RefSeq, a predicted model, not a curated record